This is a messenger RNA of Guillardia theta CCMP2712, 474 nucleotides long. RefSeq lists its product as hypothetical. The record is from RefSeq and is a predicted model, not a curated record. The transcript has a single exon. Lineage: Eukaryota; Cryptophyceae; Pyrenomonadales; Geminigeraceae. The annotation marks the transcript as partial. Gene Ontology annotation, molecular function: protein binding.
AUGGGGAUCAGAAGCAUCGCAAGAGGAGCUUUCACCAACAUGACCAGAGUCAAUACUCUUGCGAUUGACAAUAACGAGCUAUCGAGUCUGCCAUUAGAGAUUGGCAGCCUUGUCAGCCUGACGACGCUCUUUCUCAGCCACAACAAGUUGACUUCCAUUCCCUUGGGUAUCUUCACGAAUGUGUCAGGGAUUCAAUAUCUCAGUAUCAGCUACAACCAACUGUCAACUUUGCCAACAGACAUCAACGAGCUCAAAGAAUUGAAAUUUCUUCUUGUCAACAACAACCAGCUUACAAGCUUCCCGGAUGGAGCCUCCACCAAAUUGACAAACCUCUUCUUCCUGGAACUGAGCUACAAUCAGCUGUCAAGUAUCCCAGGAAGUAUUAGCGGUCUUCCCGGACUUGUAGAAUUGAUUCUCAGUCAUAAUCAGAUCACUAGCAUCCCGAUAGGAUUCUUUGACAACAUGCCUAUGCUG